AUGGGCUCCGGAUCCAACCUUUACCCCCGCGAUGCGCGCGCUCAAGUAAUCGAGAACUGCGAGUUCACCUACGGACCCGACGCCCGGUUCUCACUCGUUCUCACCCGGGAAGCUGCGGGUAACUUCAAGGCCAUCGUUCUCAAAACGCAAGACGGUGCCCGCAAGGCCGUCUUGUCAGCAGCCGCGCCCCGCUAUGAGGACGCCCUGGCAUUGCUUCUCACCAAGUCGGCAGAAGCCGUUCAGGAGCACGUCGAUGCCCAUGGAUUUGGCCUCGUCUCGCAACCCAAGGAGCAGCAUGUCAAACUAGAUGAUGGCGUGGAGUUUGAGAAGGACAGCGGCUCGUCCACCGUGACGCUCGACGACUACGAGUCUUUGUCCGAUGACGAGACCGUUUCUAUCACCUCCGUCGGCCAGGCCAAGCGCAAGAGCCGCCGCAGGAUAGAGACAAGACAAUCGCCGGCCAAGACAAGACAGGCUACAAAGGCGAAGGAAAGCGGCCACCCCAAGGAGAGACGGGGUCGUUCCAGGUCCCGUUCUCCAUUCAAGUUGCCCAUCACUCGGACACGAUCCCGUUCGAUCCGCUCCGAUACGAGCUCCUCCGAAUCCGGGUCCGAUUAUGAGAGCCACGACGACAACCGCUCCCGGCCUCCCCCUCCAGCCCCUCAGUCUUCUCGUCGGAUGGCCCCUUUCAGCGCCUUCGGCAAACCCGCCAAUAGCGCUAACCCCGAUCCGCGCCCUUUCGUACCUGGACUUCCCAAGUUUACCGCCAAAUAUCCCGCUACCUCGGCAGCCUCACUUUUACCACCACCUCCUCCUCCUCCGCCGCCAUCCUCCAUAUCCUGCGCCCCUCGUCAUAUGCCACGCCCCCUCAGUAUGCCACCGAUACCUCCUAUCAACGUGUCAUACCCUCCCGGUAACAACAACACCACCGCCGCCAACGCUAACAAUCCUCCCUUCCGCCCGCAACGCUUCGUCCCACCACCUCCUCCACCCCCACCUCCGCCUCCGUUUACUCAACCCACCCCGAACCAGCCCCAACCUCAGCCCAAAACGCACGACAUUGCCCUACGCAUCCGCUGGCGCGGCCACGGCGAGCACCGCGUUCUCGAGCGCCUCGCCCUAUACCCCCACAGCAUCCAACAGGCCGCCCUCUCCUACGUCAAGCGCAGGCCCUACUCCUUUGAGAACAUUCAACCUAGCGCUGCUCCCACCGUGUUUUCCGGCCUGAAGGCUGCCUUGCGCAAUGUGAGUGUGGACGGGGUGGUGUAUGAUUUGGGCGCGUGGAGCAGCGAGACCAGCAGCACUGGUACCGCUGCUGGUGGUGGAAGUGGAAGUGGAAGGGCAGAUUUGGCACGGGUAAUAGAGGGUCUGUUGCCAUCGACCUCGUCGUCAGCGGUGAUUCCGGUAUUUGAGGUCGAUCAACAACGGGACUGGCAACUCGAACGGAAACGUGGCGUCAAGCCAACUUCACAGGACCGCAUCCGUUCCGUGGCUUACAAAAAUGGAAUCUCUGACCUCCGGUGA
Dichotomopilus funicola is the source of this 1524-nucleotide messenger RNA. RefSeq lists its product as uncharacterized. Bases 1 to 1524 code for a protein of 507 amino acids. NCBI's taxonomy places the organism in Eukaryota, Fungi, Ascomycota, Sordariomycetes, Sordariales, Chaetomiaceae. The transcript is spliced from 3 exons. The record is from RefSeq and is a predicted model, not a curated record.